GUCGGUGGGUCGGACGCGCGGUGACAGCCGGAUCGCCAUGCCUUACCUGCUCGUCAGCACCCAGAUCCGUGUGGAGGUGGGACCCACCUUGGUGGGUGAUGAAUACUCCGACCCAGAGCUGAUGCAGUAUCUGGGGGCCACAAAAAGAAAUGUCCUGGGAAAUAACUUUAGCGAGUACUAUGUCAACGACCCUCCUCGCAUAGUCCUGGACAAGCUGGAACGCAGGGGUUUCCAUGUGCUGAGCAUGACAGGGGUGGGCCAGACGUUGGUUUGGUGCCUGCACAAGGAGUGACAGUUCCCAGAGGAGCCAACAGGCACCUUUCCUUUGGAGUGGUGGUCCGGGGCCCCCACCCCAUGCCCCUGCCUCACUCACUCACAGCCCUACCCCCUUUGAUCCCGGAUCAGCGUUUUCCUUGGUGUGACACCAUUUCUCGACACCAGUUGGGAGCCCCCUGAAGCCUUCCCAGCCUCAGGUCUGCUCCAAGGGUCCUACAGAAGCCAUGUUGUGGGGCCAGGUUGAGGGUUGGAAAGAGCCAGGUAGGCCGCGCCUGGCCAGGAGCUGGGCAGACAGGUCCCGAGUCGUUGUUCCCAGCUAAUAAAGGGCUGUGAUGAGUGGUUG
Molecule: messenger RNA, 619 nt
Organism: Suncus etruscus (white-toothed pygmy shrew)
Lineage: Eukaryota; Metazoa; Chordata; Mammalia; Eulipotyphla; Soricidae
Gene: GCHFR
Product: GTP cyclohydrolase I feedback regulator
Exons: 3
Coding region: 38-292 (84 amino acids)
Biological process (GO): negative regulation of biosynthetic process
Cellular component (GO): cytoplasm; nucleus
Molecular function (GO): GTP cyclohydrolase binding
Source: RefSeq, a predicted model, not a curated record